GUUUGUAGGCGCCUAAGUGUCCAGGUGGGGAUUGGUCUGGAUGGAGUUGGAUGCUCCACUACGCCUGACAAGCGCUUGGAUUACAUAGCAGUGAGUCAUCUGCACUCGCGCCUCCCUACAGUCCCCACACUGUCCCGGAUAUAAUGGGUCUAUCGCCGUGGAGGCCGGCCAUUCUAUGCUCAGACGGUUUCUUUCUUUGUCUGCACCAACGAACAAAAUGAGAGCCGUCGUCUGUCCUCGUGCGCCCAUCGCCCCUGCCGAGCUCGUCUACACGACCGACCACCCGGAGCCCAAGCCGAAGGAGGGCCAUGUCCUCAUCCGCGUCAAGGCGUACGGCCUGAACCGCUCGGAGCUCUUCACAAGACAAGGACACUCGCCAGGCAUACAGUUCCCCAGGGUGUUGGGGAUCGAGUGCGUCGGUGUUGUGAAGGAUGCUGGAGGCGGGGCGAAGUGGAAGGAGGGUGAUGUGGUGGCUGCUUGCAUGGGCGGCAUGGGUCGUCAGUUCGAUGGCGGCUAUGCGGAGUAUGCCUUGAUCCCACACACGUCCGUAUCCGCCCCGAUCAAGCUUCCGGAGCAGAUGGGCUGGGCAGAGUUCGCCGCCAUCCCAGAGACGUACCUCACAGCAUGGGGCACGUUGAGCGAGUCGCUCAAGCUCCAAAGCACCGACACGCUGCUCAUCCGCGGAGGCACGACGAGCGUCGGGCUCGCCUGCGCCGCCCUCGCCAAGUCUUCGCUCUUCGCGCCCGACAUCAAGCCGACCGUGCUCGCGACGACGCGGUCCGAGGCGAAGAAGCAUGCGCUCAAGGCCGCCGGCGUCGACGUCGUGCUGCUCGACGAGAACGACAGCGUGCGCGAGCAGGUGAAGGCGGCUACGGCGGGGAGGGGCGCGACUAAGGUCGUCGAGCUCGUCGGCGGGACGACCCUCGCGGACUCGUGCCAGAGCGCUGCGGACGAUGGGGUCAUCUCGAUGAUCGGCUGCGUCUCGGGCGAGUGGACGAUAAAGGACUUUGACCCGAUGACAGCGCUGUCGCCGUGGAAGCAUUUGACGGUAUGCUCAUCGCAUUACCUCGAUGUAUCGAAGGCGCCGCUACAGUGGAUCGUCGACGCGAUCACGUAUGGCGAGCUCAAGCCGAGCGUGGACAAGGUGUUCAAGAUGGAGGAGACGGCGAAGGCGCAUGAGUACAUGGAGGCAAACAAGGCGGCAGGCAAGGUCGUCUGUCUCGUUGACUGAGCAGCUCAGUCAGCGCUGUUUGGGCAUUCAACUUGUUGUGUUAGCAAGAUGCAAUCAAUAUACUUGUAAGUAAUGUAGGACGCCAAUGGCAUCACAGAAUG
Molecule: messenger RNA, 1332 nt
Organism: Rhodofomes roseus
Lineage: Eukaryota; Fungi; Basidiomycota; Agaricomycetes; Polyporales; Fomitopsidaceae
Product: chaperonin 10-like protein
Exons: 5
Coding region: 176-1231 (351 amino acids)
Molecular function (GO): oxidoreductase activity
Source: RefSeq, a predicted model, not a curated record